This is a messenger RNA of Medioppia subpectinata, 669 nucleotides long. The record is from the annotation of a GenBank genome assembly. NCBI's taxonomy places the organism in Eukaryota, Metazoa, Arthropoda, Arachnida, Sarcoptiformes, Oppiidae.
CUGCAAUGUCUGGAUAAUGUGGGUCAAGAUUCGGAGUGUCAGUCGCCUCCGUGUGCUAUCGUGCCGUUGGGAACGGGUAAUGAUUUGGCGCGUGUGCUUCGGUGGGGUCCGGGCUAUACGGGUCAAGAGGACCCCAUCUCUGUGCUCAAGGAUGUGAUCGAUGCCGAAGAGAUACGCUUAGAUCGCUGGACAGUAGUGUUUCAUUCCGAUGAAGCGACCAAACAGACUGAGGAGAAACCGGGUCUUCCGGCCAACAGUUCCGGUUCCACAUCCGAAGACAAUACCGCCAUCUUUGUUAUGAACAACUAUUUUGGACUCGGAAUAGACGCCGAUCUCUGCCUUAGUUUCCAUAACGCGCGGGAAGAGAAUCCCGAUAAGUUUAACAGCAGAUUGCAUAACAAAGGAGUGUAUGUGAAGACUGCUCUCAAAAAGAUGGUGAGUCGGAAGGUAUGGAAAGACUUACAUAAAGAGAUACGACUAGAAGUGGACGGAAAAGUGGUUAAUCUGCCUCCAGUUGAGGGCAUAAUCAUUCUCAAUAUAUUAAGUUGGGGUUCCGGUGCCAACCCAUGGGGUGUUGAAAAAGACGAUCAAUUCUCGCGGCCUAACCAUUACGAUGGUAUGUUAGAAGUAGUGGGUGUUAAUGGUGUUGUCCAUAUGGGCCAAAUACAA